CUCAGAGUUUCGUUUCCAGAGUGAAUAACGGGUCUGAAACAAAUAGGCAGCAAUUUGAAAACCUUUAAAUCAUUUCAGCGGCCAAAUCUAGAGCUGAGAGGCAGCAGCAGCAGCAGCAGCGGUUCAGCCGUCACACCAUCCGAAAAUGGCUGAGCUCCGACCCGCCCGGAGGAGCUCCACCAGUCCGCCUCUUACGGGGUUGAUGUGCGUUUUGUUGCUCGUUUUCGUCUUUGUCGCCUCCGCAAGUCGUGAUGUUGGAAACAACGAGACGAGGAGAAAUGCAGCCGGAGAGACGCAAGAGGACACCCAUCAUCAAACUAACUCCACUGCCCACAAAAAGGCUUUCCCCGUCCUCUCAGUCAACUACGACUACGUCAGAAAGCCCUUUGAGAUCUCCCUGUGGAUCCUCCUGGGCCUGCUCAUGAAACUUGGUUUUCACAUUAUCCCCAGAGUGUCCAACGUCGUCCCAGAGAGCUGCCUGCUGAUCGGCGUUGGUCUUCUGGUGGGCGGCAUCAUCAGAGCCAUCAGAGAGGAGGCCCCCGUCCUCGACACGAAGCUGUUCUUCCACUACCUGCUGCCUCCCAUCAUCCUCGAUGCCGGCUACUUUCUGCCCAUCCGGGCCUUCACGGAGAACAUGGGCACCAUCCUGGUGUUUGCGGUGGUGGGGACCCUGUGGAACGCCUUUUUCAUCGGCGGGAUGAUCUACGGUGUGUGUCUGAUUGAAGGGGCCCAGCUGGCCAGCAUGGACCUGCUGUCCUGCCUGCUGUUCGGCACAAUCGUCUCAGCCGUGGACCCCGUGGCCGUCCUGGCCGUGUUCGAGGAGAUCCACAUCAACGAGCUGCUGUACAUCCUCGUGUUCGGGGAGUCGCUGCUUAACGACGCCGUCACUGUGGUUCUCUAUCACCUGUUCAAGGAGUUUUCUCUCGCGGGAACGGUGACGAUGGCCGACGCCUCCCUCGGCAUUGUCUGUUUCUUUGUGGUUUCACUGGGAGGCAUCAUGGUGGGAGCCAUCUACGGCCUCCUGGGGGCCUUCACCUCCCGCUUCACCUCGCACACCCGAGUCAUCGAGCCCCUGUUUGUUUUCCUCUACAGCUACAUGGCUUACCUCUCCGCUGAGGUCUUCCACCUGUCAGGCAUCAUGUCGUUGAUAUCAUGCGGCGUGAUAAUGCGUCCAUACGUUGAGGCAAAUGUCUCCCACAAGUCGUACACCACCAUCAAGUACUUCCUGAAGAUGUGGAGCAGCGUGAGCGAGACGCUUAUCUUCAUCUUCCUCGGUGUUUCCACAGUGGCCGGUCCUCACGCCUGGAACUGGACCUUCGUCAUUUUCACCGUGGUCAUCUGUCUGGUGUCGAGAGUGCUGGGAGUCAUUGGCCUCACGUACAUCAUCAAUAAAUUCCGCAUCGUGAAGUUGUCCAAAAAGGACCAGUUCAUCCUGGCCUACGGUGGCUUGCGAGGAGCCAUCGCCUUCUCACUGGGGUUCCUGCUGACCGACAACGAGUUGAAGAGCAUGUUCCUCACAGCCAUCAUCACCGUCAUCUUCUUCACCGUCUUUGUGCAGGGAAUGACAAUCAGGCCUCUGGUGGACCUUCUGGCCGUGAAGAGGAAGAAGGAGAGCAAAGGGUCAAUUAAUGAGGAGAUUCACACACAGUUCCUGGAUCAUCUCCUCACGGGAAUCGAAGACGUCUGUGGUCAUUACGGACAUCAUCACUGGAAAGACAAGCUGAACCGCUUCAACAAAACCUACGUGAAGAGGUGGCUGAUCGCGGGCGAGCGCUCCACCGAGCCUCAGCUCAUCUCCUUCUACAAUAAGAUGGAGAUGAAACAGGCCAUCAUGCUGGUGGAGAGUGGGAGCGCCGCCAAGCUGCCCUCACUCGUGUCCUCCGUCUCCAUGCAAAACAUUCAGCCUAAAGGGCCGGCAAGAGGACGGGCGAUCCCGAGCAUCUCAAAGAGUCGUGAGCAGGAGAUCAGAAAGAUUCUGCGAGCCAACCUGCAGAAUACCAGACAGAGGCUUCGCUCGUACAGCAGACACGACCUGUUCAUGGACCAGUUUGAGGACAACGUUAGUGAAGUCCGCUUCAGGAAGCAGCGGGUGGAGAUGGAGAGGAGGAUGAGUCACUACCUCACAGUUCCUGCAAAUCGCCAGGAAACAACGCCAGUGAGAAAAGUCUGCUUUGAACCAGAACACCGGGUUUACACUUACGAUGACAGCGAGAGCCCCCGAGGCCAGACGGCUCAAACGCGCCCCAGCCCCCCCGAUGCCCUUAGUGUGUUGAACGAAUCCCCAAGGCCCAAUCAGAGCAGUGAGCUCAGGGCCAGAGAGCCGGACCAGGAGCAGGAAGAGCAGGACCAACUGAAACUAUCACGCUGCCUUAGCGACCCCGGUCCAAAGCAGGAAGAGGAUCUCUCAUGAGGAGGCACAUAUCUACAGUUCUUGAAAUCAGAGGAUGGAUCUCCUCAUGUCAUCUGUUGUAUCAAAUGAGUGGAGAUCCCUGUUGUAGCAAACCUUGAUAUUUAUGAAGAUUUUCCAGAAGUUCAUCCUUCAUCCAGAGGAUUUUUAUCAUGUAACAUAUUACCAAAGCAUGCACCACUGGCCAUUUGCCAUUUCAGGAUUAAAUUACAGCCCGAAGUGAGUGUCAACAUUUUUGUGUGUCUUAACAAGCAGACUUCAAUCAUAUAGAACAAAAAAUAAGACUGAGCACUUGUUUUAACAAGCUUGAAGCACCAAAGGGGUGUUCACCCUGAAAGCACAGUAUGAAGAAUCUAUAUGAUGUGAUAUUGCUAUUACACAUAUAUCUUUAGCAACAAGGCGUUGCUGCAUAGAAGUACCAAAGAUGUGUUUGAUGUAAGAAGCAGAUGAUGCCCUAAUAUUCAAAAAUAUUUGUUUCUCAUUUUAAAAAAAUAUUAAAAUGCUCAGAUAUCUAUAUUGGGAUUGAUCAGGCUGUCCUGUUGAACUAGAAAGCACAUAUUUGUUGUUCCGAGAAUAUUAAAUAACUUAAAAGUCAAGAUGAAUUUGUAACAAAUAUUGUUUGAUCGCUUUUAACAUUGCUUCAUGACUGAUCGGUGUUUUCUCAGGGACCGCGACAUGACAGUAUUAACAGACGGAAUCUGCAGAAGGAAAAUUGGUGUUUCUGUCCAGAAUGUGCUCCACUCGUCUCUAUUUAUAGCGUGACUGUUGUGAGCUUCUGUAACAUUCCAGAAGUAAUGGAGUUUGUCAAAUGUUUUGUUGUGUGACGCUGCUCUACAUAUCUGUGUUCCUGGUAACUGAGCAUGCUUCGAGGUUAAAGAGGUGAAUCACCUUUUCAUAGCUGCACUGGACUGCCUAAGCUUCUGCUGCCUGCACAUGUUUGCCUUAAAACGUAUUGCUUUCUGUGUUUUAUCCAGUUGAAUAUUUUUCUAUUUUGAAAAAAGAAAGUCAUAAACAUUGUCAAGCAAAGGAGAGCUUUAAUUCCUGUGUGAAAUAAAGAUUAUGUCAUUGCUUAAGUGUGAUUUUGUUGGAUUUUUUUGAAGAAGAAACACCCAUGAAAGCAUUUUAACAUGCAUUCUCCUUGGUAUCUGGUGUCAUAUUUCAUC
Messenger RNA from Anoplopoma fimbria (sablefish), 3570 nucleotides. RefSeq names its product Na(+)/H(+) exchanger beta-like. Gene Ontology annotation, molecular function: sodium:proton antiporter activity. Gene Ontology annotation, cellular component: membrane. The record is from RefSeq and is a predicted model, not a curated record. Lineage: Eukaryota; Metazoa; Chordata; Actinopteri; Perciformes; Anoplopomatidae. Gene Ontology annotation, biological process: sodium ion transport; proton transmembrane transport; regulation of pH.